AUGAUGAGCCAAGGUCAGCGGCUGGGCUAUGUGUUUGAGUUCAGUGUACUAGCUCUAGUUUUUUGGGGCGUCCCUGGGACCAGGGCUCUGGACAACGGCUUGUCGAUAACCCCUACCAUGGGCUGGCUACACUGGGAGCGCUUCCUAUGCAACGUAAACUGCCUGCAAGAGCCAGAUAAUUGUAUCAGUGAGCAGCUCUUCAUGCAGAUGGCUGAUCUCAUGGUAUCAGAUGGCUGGAAGGAUGCAGGCUACCAGUACCUCUGCAUCGAUGACUGUUGGAUGGCUCACACACGCAAUUCAAAAGGCAAACUUCAGGCAGACCCUAAGCGCUUUCCUGGUGGGAUUGAACGCCUAGCCCAUUAUGUCCACAGCAAAGGUUUGAAGCUAGGGAUCUAUGCAGAUGUAGGAAAUAAAACCUGCGCAGGCUACCCUGGGAGUUUUGGACACUAUGACAUUGAUGCCAAGACCUUUGCUGACUGGGGAGUAGAUCUGCUAAAAUUUGACGGUUGUUACUGUGACACUCUGACACAUUUGGUAGAUGGUUAUAAGAAAAUGUCCUUGGCUCUGAACAGGACUGGCAGAAGCAUUGUGUUCUCUUGUGAAUGGCCCCUUUACGUGAGGCCCUUUCAUAAGCCUAAUUACACAGAAAUUCGGCAGUACUGCAAUCACUGGCGAAAUUUUGAUGAUGUCUCUGAUUCCUGGCAAAGUGUGAAGCAGAUUUUGGACUGGUCAUCUUCUAACCAGGCCACAAUUGUUGACAUCGCUGGACCAGGGGGUUGGAAUGACCCAGAUAUGUUAAUUAUUGGCAACUAUGGCCUCAGCUGGGAUCAGCAGGUAACUCAGAUGGCCCUCUGGGCUAUCAUGGCGGCUCCCUUAUUCAUGUCUACCGACCUCCGGCACAUCAGCCCUCAAGCAAAAGCUCUACUUCAGAAUAAGGAUGUAAUUGCCAUCAACCAGGAUCCCUUAGGCAAGCAAGGGUACCUACUUAGAAAGUACCACAACUUUGAGGUGUGGGAACGACCUCUCUCAAGAUUAGCCUGGGCUGUGGCUGUAAGAAAUUUACAGGAGCUAGGUGGACCUCGUUCUUAUACCAUUUCAGUUACUUCUGUGGGUAGAGCAGUGGCCUGUAAACCUGCCUGCUUUAUCACACAGCUUCUCCCUGUGAAAAAAGAGCUUGGGUUAUUUGAAUGGACUUCAACCUUAAAAACGAAAAUAAAUCCCGUAGGCACUGUUUUGUUUCAGAUAACAAACCAAGCUUAA
Messenger RNA from Chrysochloris asiatica (Cape golden mole), 1260 nucleotides. It is a transcript of the gene GLA, whose product is annotated as galactosidase, alpha. Gene Ontology annotation, cellular component: cytoplasm. Gene Ontology annotation, biological process: glycoside catabolic process; glycosylceramide catabolic process; oligosaccharide metabolic process. The transcript has 7 exons. The record is from RefSeq and is a predicted model, not a curated record. Gene Ontology annotation, molecular function: alpha-galactosidase activity. NCBI's taxonomy places the organism in Eukaryota, Metazoa, Chordata, Mammalia, Afrosoricida, Chrysochloridae. The coding region runs from base 1 to 1260 and encodes 419 amino acids.